Messenger RNA from Lepidothrix coronata (blue-crowned manakin), 10104 nucleotides. It is a transcript of the gene FBN3, whose product is annotated as fibrillin 3. NCBI's taxonomy places the organism in Eukaryota, Metazoa, Chordata, Aves, Passeriformes, Pipridae. Gene Ontology annotation, molecular function: calcium ion binding. The record is from RefSeq and is a predicted model, not a curated record. The transcript has 59 exons. Bases 1 to 7833 code for a protein of 2610 amino acids.
AUGGGGGUUUUGUGGCUGGCCAGGCUGGUGCUGGGAUGUACGGCGGUGGCGUGCGUGGGGCACGCCCGGGCGCAGUACGAGGGGGACCUGCAGACGGACAGAUUCGCCGGCUACGAGGAGAGGCCGCCCAGCAGGGUGAGGAGGAGAGGCCAGGACUCCUUACGAGGGCCCAACGUCUGCGGCUCCAGGUUCCAUUCCUACUGCUGUCCCGGCUGGAAAACGCUGCCCGGAGGGAACCAGUGCAUUGUCCCAAUCUGCAGGAAUUCUUGCGGCGACGGGUUUUGUUCUCGGCCGAACAUGUGCACGUGCUCCAACGGACAACUUUCUCCCAACUGUGGCUCAGCUGGAGUCCAAACGUGCAACGUGAGGUGCAUGAACGGGGGGAGCUGCUCCGAGGAGGCGUGUCUGUGCCAGAAGGGAUACACCGGCACCUACUGCGGGCAGCCUGUCUGUGAGAACGGCUGCCAGAACGGCGGGAGAUGCAUCGGGCCCAACCGCUGCGCCUGCGUCUACGGAUUCACCGGCCCCCAGUGCGAGAGAGAUUAUCGGACCGGGCCGUGCUUCAGCCAAGUGAACAACCAGAUGUGCCAGGGCCAGCUCAGUGGCAUCGUCUGCACCAAGACCAUGUGUUGUGCCACCAUCGGCCGGGCCUGGGGACACCCCUGUGAGAUGUGUCCUGCCCAGCCCCAUCCCUGCCGCCGGGGGUUCAUCCCAAAUAUCCGCACCGGAGCCUGCCAAGAUGUGGACGAGUGCCAAGCCAUCCCUGGCCUCUGCCAAGGUGGGAAUUGCAUCAACACCGUGGGUUCCUACGAGUGCAAGUGCCCUGCAGGACACAAGCAGAGCGAGACCAGCCACAGGUGUGAAGACGUGGACGAGUGCGGGGCCAUCUCCGGCGCGUGCGACGGCGGCGAGUGCACCAACACCGCGGGCAGCUACGUGUGCACCUGCCCCCGGGGCUUCAUGACCAGCCCCGACGGAUCCCGCUGCAUUGACCAGCGCAUCGGGACGUGUUUCUCGGCGCUCAUCGGGGGCCGCUGUGCCGGGGACCUGCCGGGCCAGUACACCAGGAUGCAGUGCUGCUGCGACUCGGGGCGCUGCUGGGCCAUCGGCCAGACCCCCGAGAUGUGCCCUGUGAGGGGCUCUGACGAGUACCGCAGGCUCUGCAUCGAGGGACUCCCGGUCGUGCCAGGCUUCCCUGGGAACUUUCCAGGAAUCCCUGGAUUUGGGCCCAACGGCGUCGGGCCGGGACUCAACGGGCCCGGAGGCAUCGGACCAAACGGGGCGAACGGACAAGGCGGGAUCCCAGGGCUGCCUGGAAUGGGCCCAGGAAGCUCGAGCAUUGGAACUGCCACGUUGAACCAGACCAUUGACAUCUGCAAGCACUUCACCAACCUGUGCCUGAACGGGCGCUGCAUCCCCACCCCGUCCAGCUACCGCUGCGAGUGCAACAUGGGCUACAAGCAGGACGUGCGUGGGGAGUGCAUUGAUGUGGACGAGUGCUCCAGCAGCCCCUGCGUGCACGGCGACUGCGUCAACACCCCGGGCUCCUACCACUGCAAGUGCCACGAGGGCUUCCAGAGCACCCCCACCAAGCAGGCCUGCAUUGACAUCGAUGAGUGCAUCAUGAACGGGGUGAUGUGCAGGAAUGGCCGCUGCGUCAACACCGACGGCAGCUUCCAGUGCAUCUGCAACGCUGGCUUUGAGAUCACCCCCGAUGGCAAGAACUGUGUUGACCACGACGAGUGUGCCACCACCAACAUGUGCCUCAACGGGAUGUGCAUCAACGAGGAUGGAAGCUUCAAGUGCAUCUGCAAGCCCGGAUUCGUUCUGGCUCCCAACGGGCGCUACUGUGUCGACAUCGACGAGUGCGAGACCCCCGGGAUCUGCAUGAACGGCUGGUGCAUCAACACCGAGGGCUCCUUCCGCUGCGAGUGCCUGGGCGGGCUGGCCAUCGGCGUGGACGGCCGGGUCUGCGUGGACACCCACAUGCGCAGCACCUGCUACGGGGGCAUCAAAAAGGGCACCUGCGCCCGCCCCUUCCCCGGCGCCGUCACCAAGUCCGAGUGUUGCUGUGCCAACCCGGACCACGGCUUCGGAGAGCCCUGCCAGCCCUGCCCGGCCAAGAACUCGGCGGAAUUCCAGGCUCUCUGCAGCAGCGGCAUCGGGAUAACGGCUGAUGGCAGAGACAUCAACGAGUGUGCCCUGAACCCGGACAUCUGCCCCAACGGGAUGUGUGAGAACCUGCGGGGCAGCUACCGCUGCAUCUGCAACCUGGGCUACGAGUCCGACCCCACGGGCAAGAACUGCGUGGAUGUUGAUGAGUGCACUGUCAACCGUCUGCUGUGCGACAACGGGCUGUGCAGGAACACCCCCGGCAGCUACACCUGCACCUGCCCCAAGGGCUUCGUCUUCAGGACAGAGACGGACACCUGUGAAGACAUCAACGAGUGCACGUCCAACCCGUGUGUGAACGGCGUGUGCCGGAACAACGCCGGCUCCUUCGCCUGCGAGUGCUCCCCUGGCAGCAAACUGGACCCCACUGGCACCAUCUGCGUGGACAGCAUGAAAGGGACCUGCUGGCUCAACAUCCAGGACGGGCGCUGCGAGGUGAACAUCAACGGGGCCACGCUCAAGUCGGAGUGUUGUGCCACCCUGGGGGCAGCCUGGGGCAGCCCCUGCGAGCGCUGCGAGAUCGACACUGCCUGUCCCCGGGGAUACGCCCGGAUGAAGGGGGUCACCUGUGAAGACGUGAACGAGUGUGAGGUGUUCCCCGGUGUCUGCCCCAACGGGCGCUGCGUCAACUCCGCCGGCUCCUUCCGCUGCGAGUGCCCCGAGGGGCUGACCCUGGAUGGCACUGCCAGGACGUGUGUGGAUGUGAACGAGUGUAAGGUCUUCUCUGGCCUCUGCACUCACGGCACGUGCCGGAACACCAUCGGCAGCUUCCGGUGUAUCUGCGGCAACGGCUUCGCUCUGGAUGCCGAGGAGAGGAACUGCACGGAUAUCAACGAGUGCGAGCGGGACCCGCUGCUGUGCCGGGGCGGGAUCUGCAUGAACACCGACGGCAGCUUCGAGUGCAUCUGCCCCCCUGGCCACGAGCUGACGGCUGAGGGCAACACCUGCAUAGAUAUCAACGAGUGCUCCCUCAGUGACAACCUGUGUCGCAACGGGCGCUGCGUCAACGUCAUCGGCACCUACCAGUGCUCGUGCGACUCGGGCUUCCAGGCCACGCUGGACAGGCAGGGCUGUGUUGACAUCGACGAGUGCACCAUCACCAACGGGGGCUGUGACACCCACUGCUCCAACUCGGAGGGCAGCUACGAGUGCAGCUGCAGCGAGGGCUACGCGCUCAUGCCAGACAAGAGGUCCUGUGCAGAUAUCGAUGAGUGUGAGGAUAAUCCUGACAUCUGUGAUGGUGGGCAGUGCACAAACAUCCCCGGCGAGUACCGGUGCCUCUGCUUCGACGGCUUCAUGGCAUCCCUGGACAUGAAGACCUGCAUUGAUGUGAACGAGUGUGACCUCAACCCCAACAUCUGCCUGCACGGCGAGUGUGAGAACACCAAGGGCUCCUUCAUCUGCCACUGCCAGCUCGGCUACUUCGUCAAGAAGGGAACCACAGGGUGCACAGACAUCGACGAGUGCGAGAUCGGGGCUCACAACUGCGACAUGCACGCCUCCUGCAUCAACGUGCCCGGCAGCUUCAAGUGCAAGUGUCGCACGGGCUGGCUCGGGGACGGGCUGAAGUGCAACGACCUGGACGAGUGUGCAACCGAAGAGCACAAGUGCAACCUCAACGCCAACUGCGUGAACACGCCCGGCUCCUACCGCUGCGCCUGCCGCGAGGGCUUCAACGGCGACGGCUUCUCCUGCUCAGACGUGGAUGAGUGUGCAGACAACGUGAACCUGUGUGAGAACGGGCAGUGCCUCAAUGCCCCCGGCGGGUACCGCUGCGAGUGCGAGAUGGGCUUCAACCCCACCGAGGACAGCAAGGCCUGCCAGGACAUCGAUGAGUGCACCUUCCAGAACAUCUGUGUCUUUGGCACCUGCCAGAACCUGCCCGGGAUGUUCCGCUGCGCCUGCGACGAUGGAUAUGAGCUGGACAGGAGUGGAGGCAACUGCACAGACAUCAAUGAAUGUGCAGACCCUGUGAACUGCAUCAACGGGCUCUGCGUCAACACCCCUGGCAGCUACUUGUGCAACUGCCCCCAGGACUUCGAGCUGAACCCCACCGGGGUGGGCUGUGUGGACACCCGUGUCGGGAAUUGCUUCCUGGACACCCAGGAUCGAGGAGACGGGGGGAUCUCCUGCAGUGCAGAGAUCGGAGUCGGGGUCACUCGGGCCUCCUGCUGCUGCUCCCUGGGCCGUGCCUGGGGCAACCCCUGCGAGCUGUGCCCCCCAGCCAACACCACCGAGUACAAGACCCUGUGCCCUGGAGGGGAAGGAUUCCGGCCCAACCCCAUCACUGUCAUCCUGGAGGACAUCGACGAGUGCCAGGAGCUGCCAGGGCUGUGCCAGGGCGGCAACUGCGUCAACACCUUCGGCAGCUUCCAGUGCGAGUGUCCCCUCGGGUACUACCUCAACGAGGACACGCGGAUCUGCGAAGAUAUCGAUGAGUGCUCUGCCCACAUCGGGAUCUGCGGCCCUGGCACCUGCUACAACACCCUGGGCAACUACACCUGCGUGUGCCCCCCCGAGUACAUGCAGGUCAACGGAGGGAACAACUGCAUGGACAUGAGGAAGAGCGUGUGCUACCGCAACUACAACGACACGUGUGAGAACGAGCUCUCCUUCAACAUGACCAAGAAGAUGUGCUGCUGCUCCUACAACAUUGGCAAGGCCUGGAACAAGCCCUGUGAGCCCUGUCCCACCCCUGCCAGCCCCGAGUACCAGAUCCUGUGUGGGAACCAAGCCCCUGGAUUUAUCAUCGACAUCCACACGGGGAAGCCCAUUGCCUGGUCCCAGAGCCUGGCCAAGUGUCCCUGUUACUGCAGAGACACCCUUGGAGCAAACAGGGUGGAUUCCUGGCAUGAUUCCCUCCCUGUCCUUGGCACAGACAUCGACGAGUGCAGCAGUGGGGAGAACCUGUGCCAGCGCAACGCCGACUGCAUCAACAUCCCGGGCAGCUACCGCUGCGAGUGCUCCACGGGCUACAAGCUGUCACCCAGCGGGGCCUGCGUGGACAUCGACGAGUGCGACCGCCAGCCCUGCGGGAACGGGACCUGCAAGAACACAGUCGGCUCCUACAACUGCCUCUGCUUCCCUGGCUUUGAGCUCACACACAACAACGACUGCAUGGACAUUGAUGAGUGUUCAUCCCUGGUGGGGCAGGUGUGUCGGAACGGCCAGUGCAUCAACAGCGUCGGCUCCUUCCAGUGCCUGUGCCAGGAGGGGUACGACCGGACCCCUGACGGGAAGAACUGUGUGGACAUCAACGAGUGUGUGAGCCUGCCUGGCACCUGCUCCCCGGGCACCUGCCAGAACCUGGAGGGCUCCUUCCGCUGCAUCUGCCCGCCGGGCUACGAGGUGCAGAACGACAACUGCAUCGUUGCCUUCCAGGAGCUGUGUCCGUACGGCCACGGAGCCAUCCCGGGCCCAGGUGACACCCGAGAAGAUGUCAAUGAGUGCUCGGAGAACCUGGGGGUCUGCAUCAACGGGGCCUGCAUCAACACCGACGGCUCCUUCCGCUGCGAGUGCCCCUUCGGAUACAACCUGGACUACACGGGGGUCAACUGCGUGGACACCGACGAGUGCUCCAUCGGCAAUCCCUGCGGGAACGGCACCUGCACCAACGUGGUGGGAGGCUUCGAGUGCGCCUGCGACGAGGGCUUUGAGCCGGGGCCCAUGAUGACCUGUGAAGACAUCAACGAGUGCUCCCUGAACCCCCUGCUCUGCGCCUUCCGCUGCAUCAACACCUUCGGCUCCUACGAGUGCACCUGCCCCUCUGGAUACGCCCUGCGAGAGGACAGGAGGAUGUGCAGAGAUCUGGACGAGUGUGCGGAGGGGCUGCACGACUGCGAGUCCCGGGGGAUGCUGUGCAAGAACCUCAUCGGCACCUUCAUGUGCAUCUGCCCGCCAGGGAUGCAGCGCAGGCCCGAUGGAGAGGGCUGCACAGAUGAGAACGAGUGUCGGACCAAGCCUGGGAUCUGCCCCAACGGGCGCUGUGUGAACACAGCGGGGAGUUACCGCUGCGACUGCAACGAGGGCUUCGAAGUCAGUCCCUCUGGCACCGAGUGCAUCGACACCCGCCAAGGGUUCUGCUUCACCGAGGUGCUGCAAACCAUGUGCCAGAUGUCCUCCACCAACCGCAACCUGGUCACCAAAUCCGAGUGCUGCUGCAACAGCGGGCGCAGUUGGGGCCCCCAGUGCGAGCUCUGCCCCCUCCCUGGCACUGCCCAGUACAAGAAGAUGUGUCCCCAUGGCCCAGGAUACUCCACUGAUGGCAGAGACAUCGAUGAGUGCAAGGUCCUGCCCAACCUGUGCAGGAACGGGCAGUGCAUCAACAGCAUCGGCUCCUUCCGCUGCCACUGCCGGCUGGGCUACACCGCCGACAUCACGGGCAUGGCCUGCGUGGAUCUGGACGAGUGUAACCAGUCCCCCAAGCCCUGCAACUUCAUCUGCAAGAACACAGAAGGCAGCUACCAGUGCUCCUGCCCCCGGGGGUACAUCCUGCAGGAGGAUGGCAAGAUCUGCAAAGACCUGGACGAGUGUUCCACCAAGCAGCACAACUGCCAGUUCCUCUGUGUCAACAUCAUCGGGGGCUUCAACUGCAAGUGCCCCCCUGGCUUCACUCAGCACCACUCGUCCUGCAUCGACAACAACGAGUGCACGGCUCAGCCCUCGCUGUGUGGAGCCAAAGGGCAGUGUCUGAACACCCCGGGCAGCUACAACUGCGAGUGCCAGAAAGGAUUCUCCCUGGACAGCUCUGGGGUCAACUGUGAAGACGUGGACGAGUGUGACGGGAACCACCGGUGCCAGCACGGCUGCCAGAACGUGCUGGGGGGGUACAGGUGUGGCUGCCCCCAGGGCUACGUCCAGCACUACCAGUGGAACCAGUGUGUGGACGAGAACGAGUGUUCCAGCCCCACCGCCUGCGGCUCUGCCUCCUGCUACAACACCCUGGGCAGCUUCAAGUGCGUGUGUCCCUCGGGCUUUGACUUCGACCAGGCCUUCGGGGGCUGCCAGGACGUGGACGAGUGCUCGGCCGGGGGCAGCCCCUGCAGCUACGGCUGCUCCAACACGGACGGGGGGUACCUGUGCGGCUGCCCCGGCGGCUACUUCCGAGCGGGACAAGGACACUGUAUCUCUGGCUUGGGCUUUGGGAAAGGUCCCUACCUGCCUGCCCCCCAGGAAGAGGAUGAGGACAACCUGCUCUCCCCCGAGACCUGCUACGAGUGCAAGAUCAACGGCUACCCCAAGAGGGGCCGCCAGCGCCGCAGCCUCAACGGCACCGAGAGGCACCAGGACCACGCCGUGAACUUGGCCAGCAUGGACGUGGAGGCCCCGCUGUCCAUGACCCUGAACCUCUCGGACCUGGCGCGCAAGGAGCACAUCCUGGAGCUCCUGCCGGCCGUGGAGCCCCUGGAGAACCGGGUGCGGUACCUCAUCUCCCAGGGCAACGAGGAGGGCUAUUUCCGCAUCCACCAGAAGGAAGGGCUCAGCUUCCUCCACCUGGGCCGCAAGAAAAUCCUGCCCGGCACGUACCUGCUGGAGAUCGUGAGCGUGCCCUUGUACCGCAGGCGGGAACUGCAGAAACUCGAGGCCAAGAACCACCUCGACUACUUGGCGGGGGAGCUGGGCCAGGCACUGAGGAUGAAGCUCCAGCUCCAGCUCUACUAAAAAAGAGAAACCCCCCACCACGGGAUCCAUCCACCCACCCACCCGACAGUCACGGCCCUUCUCCUCUCGCCAUCCACCCCUCGGGGACAAACGGGCUCCUCCUCUCGCGCCGCCCCCCUCCUGCCACCGCCUGCACGGGACAAACCCGCGGGAAACCCCGGGAAACGGCCCCCCGGGAAACGUCCUUCUGGGAUCAGCACCUGGGAUUGCUCUGCUCCGUGAGCCAAAGCCGCACCGAGAGCUCCCGGGAGCUUUGCCGAGGGUUCCAAACCUCGCCAAAGGUUCCAGCCCCUCGCCGGCAGGGACUCCCCGCCCCCUGCUCAGCUCCCUCCUGGCUCCUGCAACCAAGACACUGUCCAAGCUGGCAGGGUGGUGCCAUGGGGUGCCUCCAUGGUCAUAUCCCACCCCACAGCCCGGGAAAUGUGAGGGGGGCCUGGGGAAAGCUUGGGAGGGAGCUUUGGCAGGGCCUGGUGUCAGUGCCUUUCCCAACAGCUCUUGUUCCUCCUUUGCUUCUGCGUUGUCACGAUGGUGCUGCAGAAACCAUCCCAUCCCUGCCCUGGCUGUGCUCUGUCUCUCGCUGUCUUCUCCAUGUUCUCUGGUCCCUUUGGGGCUCCUCUGGUCCCUUUAGGGCUCCUUUGGUGCUUUUGGGGCUCCUCUGGUCCCUUUAGGGCUUCUCUGGUCCUUUAGGGCUUCACUGGUGCCCCUAGGACUCCUCUGGUCUUUUGGGGGCUCCUUUGGUCCUUUUGGGGCUCCUCUGGUCCUUGGGGGCUCCUUUGGUCCUUUUGAGACUCCUCUGGUGCUUUUGGGGCUCCUCUGGUCCUUGGGGACUCCUCUGGUCCUUUGAGGCUCUUUUGGUGCUUUUGGAGCUCCUCUGAUCCCUUUGAGGCUCCUCUGGUCCUUGGGGACUCCUUUGGUCCUUUUGAGGCUCCUCUGGUGCUUUUGGGGCUCCUCUGGUGCUUUUAGGGCUCCUCUGGUCCUUGGGGGCUCCUCUGAUCCCUUUGAGGCUCCUCUGGUGCUUUUGGGGCUCCUCUUUCAAGCAGCAAAGGUCCCCUCUGAUCAGAAAGGCCAGUUCAGGGUGCCCCCCUCACAUCCCAAAGCAGCCAGGCCGUGGGACCACAGGCUCCUGUUGGGACACCUCAGGUCUUCCCACCAGGAUAGGCUGAACAAGUGUGGAGCUGGAAGGGCUUUCCCAGAGCUCCAGCAAGUCCAGGGGUUCAGGUGUCCUCCCGAGGAGGAGCUCUGGGGAAAGGCUGAUGGAUUGAAGUGCCUGGUUGGGUGUGGUUGGACAAAGCUGGUGGGAAGCACCUCGUGAUCCCGGCGGAGAGCACCGGGGUGCUUCCCAUGCCAGAGGGGUGGAGGGCUUGGGAAGAUGCACAUCCCACGCUGCAGGGGCACAUUCCAUGGCCAGCAGCCACGUGUGAGCGCUUCAAAAUCCCGGGAAAAGCAAGAUGGGGACGGGGGGAGAGGCAGGAACAGCCACUUCCAAAAGAACCCUGGGCUCGGAGCCGCUCUGUCCGUGCGACUCCGGCGCUUGUGGCCACAUCCCCCUGGCCAGGAGUCCCUCCCCUCUGGUUGUCCCCUCCAUCAAGGUGGCCCCAGAGAUGGACAGUCUCUGGUUCCUGCAGAUGGGAUGCGCUCCAGAGGGUGUGGAAAACAGGAAUCCAGAGGCAGGAGGGCUCCCUGCUUCCCCCCGUAAUUCCAGCCGGGCUUUUCCUUCCUCCCUCCCUCCCUCCGGAUGUCCUUCCCUGCGCUGCCAUUCCCUAAAUUCUGCAUGAACCUCUCUCUCUGCAGUUCCAAAUGGAUAAAAGGUGCUAAUUCACACGGAACUACCUUAUCCCAGCCCCGAGGUGCUCCCAGCUCCGGGAAGCCGGGGCUGGAUCGGGCUCGCCGGCGUUGCUGCACUGUCCCCACCACCCCUCAUAUUUAUGGAGAACCACCAAAGUCCUGCUCCCUGGGCCUCGUGAGGAGGGCAGAUUCCUGUAGCUUUUGGGGGGUUUAUUAUUUUUUUUUGGGGAAUUGGGUGGGGUUUUCCUGGUCCCCAGGGGGUGGGGGAAGUGUGUGUUUACUGUACUGGGGGCUGAAGUCAAACUUGAAAACUCUUUUGCAGCUCCAGACUCUGGAUUUUACAAGAGUCCCCCCCCCCCAGAGCUUGUGACAGGAUGGGUGGCCUGAUGUUUGGGAUGGUUUUCUUUGUUGGUUUUGGUUUUAUUUUUUUUUAUUUUAUUUUUUUAUUAUUAUUUUCUUUCAUUUUAUUUCAUUUUGUUUUCCAAC